AUGGCCAAGGAGAAGCAACCGCUGAUGGAGGAACUAGAACUAGGAACAACAAAGCUAAGUGAAUUUAAUGUACCACGAGAUCUGAUCAUGGAAUUUAAUGUAACCAAGGAGAAUGAAACCGGAUCUAGUCACAUGGGUAGAUGGAGCGAAGGACUUCGUGAUCCAAGUGCUCCUAAUCACGUAACAACUCAGAUAGCUAAGGUUUCGGUUAUGACUAAACCGGACUCUCGUUCUGAGCCUGACAUUUCCGGUUUAUGGCCUUCUUGGGUCAACAAAGAGUAUUGUUGCAUUUAUAGAGUGCCGAACCGGUUACGGAGAGUAAACCCUGAAGCUUACACUCCUCAAAUGCUUCUAAUCGGUCCUCUUCACCAUUUUAAGAAAGCUCAAGCCCUUGAGCUCUCCAAAACCGAUUUUAGAUAUUUGGACUACAUGAACAUGGAGCUUAUAAAGAAGAAAUACCUUAACGCUGUUGCAAAUUUAUAUGGGGAUCAAACUGUCGAAACGUUCAGGGAAAUCAUCCAAAGAUAUGAGCAAACCAUAAGAGAAAGCUAUGCCGAAUCAACGGAUUGGAUCAAAUCCCAAGAGUUCGUGGAAAUGAUCCUCCACGACUCGGUUUUCAUACUAGUGUUCUUCCUUCAAACCGGAACUCAAAACUUCAACAAGAAAGGAGAUAUUCUUUUCGAGGAGCCCUGUCUCACAGCCACUAUUCUAGAAGACCUAAUCUUGCUCGAGAACCAGCUUCCUUAUGCUAUUUUAGAGGAGCUAUUCGAACCUUUUCUCUUCUAUAUUAAAAUUGAGAAAACGUUUCGUGACAUUGUCCUUGGAGUUUUUAGGUUUGAAAGAAAGAUUGAAAAAGAAGUGAAAUUCCGACAUUUUACAGACUUGUUUCGACGUGUUCGUGUCGAAACACUUGGUUUGAAGAAAGAUCAUAUGACUAGUAGAGCUGCGCAACCGAAGAGCAUAAAGAAUCUACACAACGCAGACGAACUAGACAGUGCAGGAGUGGGUUUUGAGAAUGUGGAUAAAGAAAAUGAAUUUUCUUUGGUGAUCAAUUUCGAACGCAGAAUCUUGAAAAUGCCUUGUUUCAUAGCGGAAGACAACACCGAGAUGGUUUUGAGGAAUUUAAUGGCACUCGAGCAAUGUCAUUACCCUUUCUCAGCUUUUGUUUGUAACUACAUCGCCUUCUUGGAUUUCCUCAUCGACACCGAGCAAAACGUUGACUUGCUCGUCAAGAAAGAAGUUAUAAAGAACUGGUUGGGACAUCAAAGAUCGGUGGCGGAAAUGGUGAAUAAGUUGUGUUUAGGGCUCGUUGAUUUUGGAUCUUACUAUUACAGUAUAGCUGAAGAACUAAACGAUCAUUACAACAGCCGUCUCAACAGAUCUAUCGCCACACUCCGACGAGUCUACUUCAAAGAUCUUUGGACCGGAACAGCCACUAUAACCGCUGUUUUUCUCUUGGUGUUGACUUUGAUUGGGACUGUUGCUUCCGUUCUCCAAGCGAAAAAUGACGACAAUAAAUCUCCACCUCCGGCUCCGCCCCGAGGACCGUAG
Messenger RNA from Arabis nemorensis, 1551 nucleotides. The record is from the annotation of a GenBank genome assembly. NCBI's taxonomy places the organism in Eukaryota, Viridiplantae, Streptophyta, Magnoliopsida, Brassicales, Brassicaceae.